GCGAGAGCGCGCGCGCGGCGGGGGCGGGCCGGGCCGGGCUGCGCCGCGCUGCGCUGGGCCCGCCGCGCGCUCACCUUGUCGCCGUGCCCCGGCCGCUGCCCGCGAAGAUGGCCACCGACGGGCUCCACGAGAACGAGACGCUGGCGUCGCUGCGGAGCGAGGCGGAGAGCCUGAAGGGCAAGCUGGAGGAGGAGCGGGCCAAGCUGCACGACGUGGAGCUGCACCAGGUGGCCGAGCGCGUGGAGGCCCUGGGACAGUUCGUCAUGAAGACCAGGCGGACCCUCAAGGGCCACGGGAACAAAGUGCUCUGCAUGGACUGGUGCAAGGACAAGAGGCGGAUCGUGAGCUCGUCCCAGGACGGGAAGGUGAUCGUGUGGGACUCCUUCACCACCAACAAGGAGCACGCCGUCACCAUGCCCUGCACGUGGGUCAUGGCCUGUGCCUACGCGCCCUCGGGCUGCGCCAUCGCCUGCGGGGGUCUGGACAACAAGUGUUCCGUGUACCCGCUGACCUUUGACAAGAACGAGAACAUGGCUGCCAAGAAGAAGUCGGUGGCCAUGCACACCAACUACCUGUCGGCCUGCAGCUUCACCAACUCGGACAUGCAGAUCCUGACGGCGAGCGGGGACGGGACCUGUGCCCUGUGGGACGUGGAGAGCGGGCAGCUGCUGCAGAGCUUCCACGGGCACGGCGCCGACGUGCUCUGCCUGGACCUGGCGCCCUCGGAGACUGGCAACACCUUCGUGUCGGGGGGCUGUGACAAGAAAGCCAUGGUGUGGGACAUGCGCUCGGGCCAGUGCGUGCAGGCCUUUGAGACCCACGAGUCCGACAUCAACAGUGUCCGCUACUACCCGAGUGGAGACGCCUUUGCGUCAGGAUCGGAUGAUGCCACGUGUCGCCUGUACGACCUCCGUGCCGACCGGGAAGUGGCCAUCUACUCCAAGGAGAGCAUCAUUUUUGGAGCGUCCAGCGUGGACUUCUCCCUCAGCGGCCGCUUGCUGUUUGCCGGGUACAAUGACUACACCAUCAACAUCUGGGAUGUGCUCAAGGGGUCCCGCGUCUCCAUCCUGUUCGGACACGAAAACCGCGUCAGCACGCUGCGUGUCUCCCCUGACGGGACUGCUUUCUGUUCCGGGUCAUGGGACCACACCCUUCGAGUCUGGGCUUAGUCGCCCCCUCACAGUGCCCAUCUGUGAGGCCCUUGUGGAGUCACACCUAACUCUGAGCAUGUCCGAGGGUUGUGGUCGCACCGUGGACAGACACGCACUGCGUCUCAGCUCCGAUACCACCCCCGGAACCUUCUCGGUGUCUGCACUUAGAACCACAGGAGUCAGUAGUACUUUUCAGUUUAGAGACUUUUUCAGAUAUCUAUUUUUAAGGUUAUUCCAAUUAUACUUGUCUCAACUUGAUUCACUCUAUUAGCAUUGGAUUUCUGUAUCCAAUAUGGCCUAUAUUAUUCCUUAAAUCAAAUUUGUGAUUGGAAU
Molecule: messenger RNA, 1484 nt
Organism: Sorex araneus (European shrew)
Lineage: Eukaryota; Metazoa; Chordata; Mammalia; Eulipotyphla; Soricidae
Gene: GNB5
Product: G protein subunit beta 5
Exons: 11
Coding region: 108-1169 (353 amino acids)
Biological process (GO): G protein-coupled dopamine receptor signaling pathway; G protein-coupled receptor signaling pathway
Cellular component (GO): heterotrimeric G-protein complex; cytoplasm
Molecular function (GO): signaling receptor complex adaptor activity; protein binding
Source: RefSeq, a predicted model, not a curated record